UUCCUAGGAGCAUGAGAGCAAAGGCUCUAAGAUCUUUGCAUGAGAGUGAGUUGCAGAAGCACUGAUGCCACAAACACCUUUGUGGAGAUGAUCAGGGCGGAUUUGGGAAUAGUCUUCGGCAUCGGGUUUAUUUGUCUGUUCAGCGACACAGAAAGUCUGGGACAGACUGCUGGGAAACCAGGCACUCGUCGCUUGGUGAAUGGGACACUGGGACAGUCAGUCACGUUACCAGGAUGUAUCUCAGGAGAAAACCUUUCAAUCCUCACUUGGGAUUACCGCAGUUCACCAACAACAGGAAAGGUUCAAUUAUGUUCAAAAACUCAAAACAACCCAAUACAAUGUAACAAACAGCGAAUCGGGUUAAACCUGAAGGACUGUAGUCUGGAAAUACAGAACCUAACAGAACACGAUCAAGGUCUGUAUGAAAUGAACUUCAGGACGAAUCUGACUGUCCAUGUACAAGUGACAGAACUGAAGAUUUAUGAACGAGUGUCAUUACCUAUAAUAACUAUCAGUGAAGCCUUCAGUGACGGGGUGUGUAACAUUAGCUUGGUGUGUUCACUGGAGCACGGCACCGAGCCAGUCUACACUUGGUGGUCAGGAGAUGGCAAGGUCACGGCAGAUGGGUCGCACAUACUGACUGACGAAGGGAGAAGGCUGGCACUAUCCAUACCUCUACCCAACAUCAACAGUGUGUACUACUGCACCGUGGGGAACCCUGUUAGUGAGGAGACGCGGAGCGUGGAUCUAACACAGCUCUGUCCUGCCCAUGAAGGUGUCAAGCAACAGCAAGCACUCCAUAUUGGCUUGAUUAUUGCAGGAAUUGGGUUGGGAGCUAUCAUCUUAGCUAGCGUUGGCUACAUGUGUUGGAAGAAAGAAACAAACCACGAUGAAGGCAGGUACUCGACUAUUCUUCUUCUUAAACCAUGCAGUCUAAUCCCAGGUUAUGCCCCUUCACAACAAGGCGGCUCAUGUUAGUCACCGUAUUUUGGCUUUAGCUCCUUGUCCGCUGGUAAACACAAACGGAGAGACCGACCAACUUUCUGUGCAGAUCAAAUCUUCAAAGAAAGCCUUUGACGGGAGACGCCUACAUGUUCCAUCAUG
This is a messenger RNA of Amblyraja radiata (thorny skate), 1104 nucleotides long. RefSeq names its product signaling lymphocytic activation molecule-like. NCBI's taxonomy places the organism in Eukaryota, Metazoa, Chordata, Chondrichthyes, Rajiformes, Rajidae. Gene Ontology annotation, cellular component: membrane. The record is from RefSeq and is a predicted model, not a curated record. The coding region runs from base 40 to 978 and encodes 312 amino acids. The transcript is spliced from 4 exons.